Carassius carassius (crucian carp) is the source of this 712-nucleotide messenger RNA. RefSeq names its product mitochondrial import inner membrane translocase subunit Tim17-A-like. Lineage: Eukaryota; Metazoa; Chordata; Actinopteri; Cypriniformes; Cyprinidae. The record is from RefSeq and is a predicted model, not a curated record. Gene Ontology annotation, molecular function: transmembrane protein transporter activity. Gene Ontology annotation, biological process: protein import into mitochondrial matrix. Bases 111 to 611 code for a protein of 166 amino acids. The transcript is spliced from 6 exons. Gene Ontology annotation, cellular component: mitochondrial inner membrane; TIM23 mitochondrial import inner membrane translocase complex.
AUACACCGAUCACAAAGAAAAAGACAGCAAAAGAACACGCGAAUAACCUGACGUCACCCGCAGCAACAGCACGUGUUUGAUUACGUCAGUCUGAACCGGAAAAGAACAAAAUGGAGGAGUACGCGAGGGAGCCAUGCCCCUGGAGGAUAGUGGACGACUGUGGGGGGGCCUUCACCAUGGGGGCCAUCGGUGGAGGGAUCUUUCAGGCAGUCAAAGGCUUUAGAAACUCCCCUUCUGGAAUGAAUCACAGAAUGAGGGGUAGCUUGACAGCCAUAAGGACCAGAGCUCCACAACUAGGAGGAAGCUUUGCUGUGUGGGGUGGCCUCUUCUCAAUGAUUGAUUGUGGGCUGGUCAAGGUGAGGGGCAAAGAAGACCCCUGGAACUCAAUCACAAGUGGAGCCAUGACAGGAGCCAUUUUAGCAGCAAGAAAUGGGCCAGUGGCCAUGGUUGGCUCUGCUGCAAUGGGAGGUAUACUGCUUGCAUUAAUAGAAGGUGCGGGAAUUCUGCUCACGAGGUUCGCCUCGGCACAAUUCCCAACUGGCCCACAGUUUGCAGAAGAACCUGCUCCCAUGCCUGCUUCAUCAUUCGGAGACUAUAGACAGUUCCAGUGAGAAACCAUUUAAAACUCAAGGCCUUUUCUUAUUCCAUGAACUCAUCUAAGACACUGAAGUUACAGUGUGGACCUCAUUCAUUAACAGAGCAUGCCACCAAC